Molecule: messenger RNA, 3233 nt
Organism: Scylla paramamosain (green mud crab)
Lineage: Eukaryota; Metazoa; Arthropoda; Malacostraca; Decapoda; Portunidae
Product: calcium load-activated calcium channel-like
Exons: 5
Coding region: 96-656 (186 amino acids)
Biological process (GO): endoplasmic reticulum calcium ion homeostasis
Cellular component (GO): cytoplasm; endoplasmic reticulum membrane; endoplasmic reticulum
Molecular function (GO): calcium channel activity
Source: RefSeq, a predicted model, not a curated record
UCUUUUUGAAGAUCAAGACGAGCCGUAGCUGAGAGAGACUCAGACCAAGACCAAGCCAGGAAAGGUGACAGUAGGGACCUGUGGCAGCCAGCACGAUGUGGGCUGAUACUUUGUUUAUUGUUUUCAUAUCCAUCUGCACGGCGCUUUUUGGUGAAGGACUCACCUGGCUUCUUGUGUACCGCACAGAAAAGUACCAGAAGCUUAAGGCGGAGGUGGAGCGACAAUGCAAGCGAUUGGAGAAGAAGAAGGAAGCACAUGGGGACAGUAUAGAUCGGCAGCAGAAACGAAAAAUAGAGCGAGAGGAGGAGCGACUCAAGAAUAGUAACAGAGAUUUGUCACUUGUCAAAAUGAAAAGCAUGUUUGCCAUUGGUUUUGCCUUCACUGCACUGCUUUCCAUGUUCAACUCCAUCUUUGAUGGCCGAGUUGUGGCUAAGCUGCCCUUCAUCCCCAUCUCAUGGCUGCAGGGCCUCAGCCACCGUAACUUGAUGGGCGACGACUACACAGACUGCUCCUUUAUCUUCCUCUACAUCUUGUGCACCAUGAGCAUCAGACAGAAUAUUCAGAAGCUGUUAGGUUUUGCACCAUCCAGGGCAGCCAACAAGCACAGCACCAACCUGUUUGGACCUCAGCCCCAGCAGCUCAGUGGUUACAAAUAAAGCAUUUCUCACCCAAUGUGUGAAAAUGGAGAAUGUUGCAACUGAGAAUUAAGGUGACUUAAUGGUUUUCAUGAGGUUGUCAUCCUGCUAGUUGUUAUCCAUACUUGUUAUUUUAAUUUUGUUGACUAUUUAUUAUCAAUGUGUAGUUGACACGUGGUUUUAGUGUAUAGACUGAACUGUGGAAUGUGUUCAUGAUAUUGAAGAAGUGUCAUAUUGUGUGAGAAAAUAAUAACUAAGAACUGUAAACUUUCUCAAUUUUUAUAUUGUCAUUUUGUAUGUUUGAAGGUGUCAGUAAGUGUGAGUGUCAAGCUAUCUUAUUUAGCAAUGAAAUACUUAUUUUGAUGAGUUUAAAUUAAUUUGCAGUUUUAACAGUUAUUUUCUGAUAAUAAUAGCGAGAUAAAAUGAGGCCUUUACUUGCAUUGUGGAUUUGGUAGCAAGGUGGUAGAAAAUUCAUUAUACCCACCAUCACCUUCCCACAUUAAUCUGCAGUCUGAGGAAGCAGAGAGGACCCCAGAAAACAGAAAGGAACCCAGAAAACAUCCUGCAGUGGGUUUAGAAUGGCAUUUGACUUGCUUACUCAUGCUUGUCCUUAUGCUGUGAGAUGGAUCUUGGUUAUGAAGCUAGCUGUGUCCUGGAUCUGCUGGAUGUUGGGCCAGCUAUUCACUUGCUGCCUUUUUUACCAUCUGGCCCACAUCAUCCAGUCAUAGCACACCUACAGUAUUGUGCACUGACUUAUGUGGGCUGUUAUGUGGCAGGUUCUUUUUAACCUUUGUGGAUCAGUGUGGAUAAUGCAAGGUGGAAUGGUGAUGACUUGUUGAGGUGCUUUAGAGAUUCUGUGUCAACUGUGUGCCAUUAACUACACAUUCUCCUAAUCAAGGAUAACAUGGGUGUUUUAUAAAACUGCAUAUGUAAAUAGGACAUCAAAUUAUUUAUGAAUCUAAAUUAUUAAAAGUGUUUGGUCUUGCUAUUUGCUAUUAAUGCUCUAUCACCAGUGAGGACCCUAUAUAAGUUAAAUUUGGGAAUAAGCAACACCAUUCAGUGUGAAAUGUUAAAAAAUGUAGACAUUGAAAUUAAAAAAAUUAAGAUAACAGCUUUAUUUAAAAUAAAAAAAUUAUAAUACUGGAAUUAAAGUUACUCAUCUGGUAAAAUGAUAUAUCAGCUGCCUUCUUUGUCAUGGGCUUCACCAGAUACCAAAAUUGUGAGAGAGAGAGAGAGAGAGAGAGAGAGAGAGAGAGAGAGAGAGAGAGAGAGAGAGAGAGAGAGAGAGAGAGAGAGAGAGAGAGUCUGUCCUGUCAUUUUUGUCAAGUGCAUCACAUUGUUGCAUAAGGUGCUCACAGGUGACUAGUACUUAUCAAAUCAGUUACCUGGUCAGGUGGCCAAUUAUGUAGAUAAUUUGUGCUGAGCUUGAAAGACAUUGGGCUUUGUGUCUUCUUUUCCUUUCUUUCUAUUUUUUUUUUUACAUUAAAAAAUGUUCCUAUGACUAAUUGCCUGAUAUUCACUUAUGCUGGCUUAUAGGAUAAGAACAUUGGUAGGGUGUAUGGAUGUGUUUGUGUGUUAUUUGGACUUGUUUGGAGGGCAAUGAAUCGGGAUAGCAAUGUUAUUGAGAGCUAUUGUAAGUUGUGAGGGAUUGAUAUCAUAAAAAAAGUUAGUGAGUAUUGGGUUGGGUAAAGUUUGGAAUAACACCAGUAAUAGUAAGACUUUCUUUCAUUUAUCUUGAAAGUCUUUUGUGAUAUAUGUGGUAUGUUUCCUUUCCAGUUUUUGUUUAUUACAAUGGAGGGUUUAAUAUAUAUGAUUAUAGGGCAUUGUUUCCAUAAAAGGAGACAGUUUCUGCAAAAAUAGCUCUGGGGAAUAAAUACUAUAACCUGGUAAACAUUGCAGUAGUUUUCCUAAUGAACUUAAAUUACAUGAAACACAUUUUAAUUCCUGCUGUCAUGAAGCAGCAUGGCAUGAUGCUAAGUAGAAAGGUUUCAUGGAUGCUCGAAGAAAUCUAUCUUUUUUUUUUUUUAAUGAAGUGUAAAUGGAUGUGUUGCAAUUUUAUUUGUACUUUUAAAAAAGUAGUGAUACCCCUAAUGUGAACCCUGACUAUUGAUAUAGAACCACAUUAUGAACUUGGUAGCUAGUCACUUUCAGGACUGAAGUAGUAGUGAUUUUCAUGCAAUACUAGUUUCAUUGAUAUUUUCUUCAGUGAAAUACUAGUGUAAUAUAUUUCUAAAAGGCAUCAUGACAUAAUUUUUAUACAUCACCAAUACUAGUGGCAAAUUUAUCAGGCAUAACUAUCAGGUAACAAAAGACUGAUCUCAGCAACAUAGGCUGUAUUAGGAUGAAUCAGCCCUCAUUGAAACUAGUGUACUAAUCACAUCAUAUAAUUUAUAGACAUUUCUUUUCUAAGCAUAUUGUAUUUUCACUUGAGAAUAUUAAAAUUAUGUAUGUCAAGGAUUGGUGUGGAAUGCCAUAGAUAAAAUAAAUGUGUAUAGCUGUUAUAUUCAUACAUAUUAAACUGUCAUGAUGACAUUCUGAGGUGUCAUCAUGCUGAGGCCUUCCAGUAUUUUCAGAUGAAUAAAGAUGCCAAAAGUUAAA